Molecule: messenger RNA, 407 nt
Organism: Heterotrigona itama
Lineage: Eukaryota; Metazoa; Arthropoda; Insecta; Hymenoptera; Apidae
Source: the annotation of a GenBank genome assembly
UUUUGCAAGUCAGUAACACCUGUAAACGAUGGAUUGGAAACUCUCACUAGUAUCGCAAUUGUUAUCCUUCAUUUGGUCAUUAUGUUUCUAAAUAAUUACAGUGGACAAUUAGUAAUAAACAAUAGUGGGGACAUAUUUCAUGAAUCGUACGACUCUACAUGGUACUAUAUUCCACUAAAAGCGCAAAAGUUAUUAUUGUUCAUCAUGUUAAGAAGUUCCAAGAAAUGUGAAUUCAAUAUUUCCGGCUUAUUCGUUUCAUGUUACGAAGGAUUUUCGGCGGUAAUAUUUUAAAUUUAUUAUAUUAUUAUAUAAACGUCAUGUAAUCCCAAUUUAUUUAUUAGAGCAAUUUUAUAUUUUAGAUGAUGAGCGCGUCUUUUUCAUAUUUCACUGUUAUACGCUCGUUUUAA